Molecule: messenger RNA, 2480 nt
Organism: Spirometra erinaceieuropaei
Lineage: Eukaryota; Metazoa; Platyhelminthes; Cestoda; Diphyllobothriidea; Diphyllobothriidae
Source: the annotation of a GenBank genome assembly
AUGACGGGCUCGCUGGACACCGGUCCACCCCGGGGACUGGGAAACGGCCCCAGGGUAAAAACCAUCUGGCGAACCAAGCAUUUAAUUACCGCCAUUCUUUUACUCGGAUUUUUGACCUCGACUGAAAGUGGGCAUCUACCCUCCGUACCACAGUACCGCGUCGACCUCCACCUACGACAGAGGGACGACGAGGUGGUUUUACGUUGUCCAGCCUAUAAUGUUCAUGAGGGUGACAUUGUCGUCUACGAGGAUGCAGCGGGCGCUGAGAUCCUGAGAGCAGCAGCGAGGCAUGGAGAGGCUGUGCAACGGCUGAAACUGCCGGCCACGUCACUGUACGCGGCAAACGCGACGCACCAUCGGUUCUGCCGUGUACAGAGAGUUAAAUCGGAUACUCAAGAGCUUCAGACUGUUUCUCUGACAGAGUUUAUAAUUCACCGUACAGGACAGGAUGCUGACUUGAGUGAGUUUAGAACAGUUGUCCAGUGGAGGUUCUCACAACGUUUUUUGCUUUCUAUGACAUGGAUCUCAACAAAAUGCUUUUCUCCAUGUUGGUUUCGGAGCAGAACUAGUUAUUUGAAAUAGACAACCCUGUGUGUUCCAAGUAAAAUAAAGUGGAUUAACUAUCAGUGGUAAGGAGACGCGAAUUAAUUUGCCAACAUUUGCUAACAGGAUAGGAGAAUCGGGAUCCGUCUUAAGCCAAGUUUCCUAAAACAUGAACUUGACUCUAACUGGUUGAAACUGAUCUGUCAAGCUGCUUGUGCCAGGGAGUUACUAGGCGCCUUCUUCAUGUGAACGCAGAGCUCCUUAAGGGGAAAUUCGGCGAAAUCUUCCAGUAUUUAAAUGCUUCAUUUGACACAUCGAUUGGGACUUUUGCCUCCUUAGAAUUCCGGUAACCUCUUAAACCUGAGACAGACUGAUGUGCCUUACAUAAAGAUACCAAUUCUCCUUACAAAGAAGCACAUCUGGUUACGAUAGUCUUACAUUUAUUAACCUCCAGUCCCCAGUAGUGACGCUAUAACAAAAUGACUCAUAUAGACCACGGUGAAAAGAAGAAUAGGUAUUCUCCUCUUUGAUGCUGUCAGGUUAAUUGCAUAAGAGCUGAUUUGGACGUUGAAGCACUUCUAGCGUGUGCUUCCAGGUUCUCUCCUGUUUUUAAAAAAGUCGACUUUUGUUAUCACAAGUGUCUUCGUCUGACAAAGCUUAGUUCGAAGGCUGUGUUCAUUAACUUGAAUAUUUUUUGAAACUUAAGGUGCUGCCUUCGACUUCUUCAACUACGAUCCCUCGGAAACAAUUGUCCUACUCGUCAAGAGAGGUGACUCCGCCAUUAUCUCCUGUCCAAGAAGGUCCCCAAGGGAAAGGCAAGGAGAAGGGAGGAGAAAGAGUGAGAAGGUGCUUUGGUUCCGCGCGGGUGGAGAGCAACCAAUUUCUUCGACAAAGGACAGUCAGCUGUAUAUCGCCUCUACAGGACCUGAGGAUGUCGGUGUCUACUACUGCGCUUGGAAAGACAGUGCCCAGCGUUCAAGUCCUUUCUUGACUGUUACAAAGUUUAUUUUGAAAGCAGAAGAAGGUAGGUCAUGAAGUGGUGGAACUCCGCCAUUUUUCCAAUAUGAUGUACCUUUCUCCACCCGAGAAAAACAUUGUAACAGGCCCACUUAGCUGCUAAAUUUUCAAUCACUAACUAUCGUUCUUAAAGCCUUGCGUCAUCACUUCCUAUCUGCUGAUUCAGGUCUAACCACAGCCGUCAUGUCUCCUAUAGAAUAACACAGUACGGCGUGAUACAUUUGCAUGUUAGGAAACCUACCAGAUUUAACGAAGACAGACCAAAUAUUUAUGCCUGUGCCCAUCCGUGUUAGUUAGAAUAGGUACAUGCAUGAUACGAAUGCAACCAAAACACAUGUUUAACGUAACUAUAAAAUUGUGGCUACCAUUUUUACCAUAACUGCGUUGUAUACUUUUGACAGCAAUACGCGAGGCUAGAUCAGAAUAGGGUUUGCGUUAUGAUACUCUGUGGGAUCCACAGUUGCUAUGAAGCCCAUGCUAAUUUGCCACAAUGCGAUAGAUGGGGGCCUGAACUUGUACUUUAUUAAUGCACUGUUUUCUUUUUACGACUGUGAAACUAACUCACUCCGACAUUCUCUUGUCUGCGAAAUGGACGUUGCCCGUAAACGCCGAUGUUUCUUCUAGAUGCAAUGCCAGCACGAAUUCCCGCGGAAACUACCGUACUUGGAGACCACUCGAUAAGAUUUACCUGCCAGCAGACGGUUCAGCCAUCUGAUACAAUCAUGUGGGAGAAGUCAGGUGGAAUAGUGCUCCUAAACCACGCUGGAGAAAACAGCAUCAUCCAGAGAUCUACAAUAAAUCCAAACGACAUAUUCUGCUCUGUAGAAGGCCGAAGGCCAGAAAUGCACACAAAGCCGGAAAAUCCCCCGGACCUCCUUCUGCAGCGUCGCCGACGUAACACCGAAGGUAAGAAGGCCUAA